AUGAAUGAUGAAAAAUUAAUAUCUUUGGUGGAGGCAAACAAGGAGCUGUAUGAUAAGGGUAAUCCCUAUUAUAAGUUCCAUGGAAGAAAGAGAUGGGAGGAGUUGCACACAAGUGGUGAGCUAUGUAUGCGGAGGUGGAUAGCUCUCCGUGACCGGUAUGGCAGAGAAGUCCGAAAAUCUGCAGCACCAUCAGGCAGUGGCGCGGAGUAUUAUAAACCGUGGUAUCUGCUUGAAAGUAUGCAAUUUUUAAAGCCCCACCUGAUUCCUCGUCCAACUCGCUGUUCCCAAAACGUGUGUCCGGAGGUGGCCGUGCCGACACCUCUGAUUGUGGAUUUCGUGCCCUCACCUUCGCCGCCGAUAUAUGUGCCUCUGCCAUCGCCAUCGCCAACCAAUAAUGGUAUCUGUACCAUCCACAUCGCCACCAGCGUGCAUUUGUGUUGAUUCCUCAUCGCCAUCAAGAUCACUCAUGCAAGCUUCA
Messenger RNA from Rhagoletis zephyria (snowberry fruit fly), 478 nucleotides. RefSeq lists its product as uncharacterized. The record is from RefSeq and is a predicted model, not a curated record. Gene Ontology annotation, cellular component: transcription regulator complex; nucleus. NCBI's taxonomy places the organism in Eukaryota, Metazoa, Arthropoda, Insecta, Diptera, Tephritidae. Gene Ontology annotation, biological process: regulation of transcription by RNA polymerase II.